Molecule: messenger RNA, 1062 nt
Organism: Baudoinia panamericana UAMH 10762
Lineage: Eukaryota; Fungi; Ascomycota; Dothideomycetes; Mycosphaerellales; Teratosphaeriaceae
Exons: 3
Coding region: 1-1062 (353 amino acids)
Biological process (GO): G protein-coupled receptor signaling pathway
Cellular component (GO): heterotrimeric G-protein complex
Molecular function (GO): GTP binding; G-protein beta/gamma-subunit complex binding; GTPase activity
Source: RefSeq, a predicted model, not a curated record
AUGGGUUGCGGUCAAAGUACGGAGUCCAAGGAGGGCAAGCAGAGAAACGAGGAGAUUGAGAACCAGUUGAAGAAGGACAGGAUGAAUCUGCGAAAUGAGAUUAAAAUGUUGUUGCUCGGUGCCGGUGAAUCUGGCAAGUCGACCAUACUCAAGCAAAUGAAGCUUAUCCACGAAGGUGGCUACUCAAGAGACGAGCGAGAAAGCUUCAGAGAAAUCAUCUUUUCCAAUACCGUGCAAUCCAUGCGCGUCAUUCUCGAAGCAAUGGAAAGCCUAGAAUUACCUCUCGACGACCAAAGGGCAGAGUACCACGUCCAAACCAUCUUCAUGCAACCCGCACAGAUCGAAGGCGAUGUCCUACCCCCCGAAGUCGGCAAUGCCAUCAAAACACUGUGGUCAGAUGCCGGCGUACAACAAGCCUUUCAGCGCAGCCGGGAAUACCAACUCAACGACAGCGCAAAGUAUUACUUUGAUGCCAUCGAUCGCAUUAUGGCACCCGCCUACGUGCCCUCAGAUCAAGAUGUACUCCGCUCGCGUGUCAAGACCACUGGUAUCACUGAGACGACCUUCAUCAUUGGCGACUUGACGUACCGAAUGUUCGACGUUGGCGGUCAGCGGUCGGAACGUAAGAAGUGGAUCCACUGCUUCGAGAACGUGACUACCAUUCUCUUCCUCGUUGCCAUUUCGGAGUACGACCAACUGCUCUUUGAGGACGAGACGGUGAAUCGCAUGCAGGAGGCGUUGACACUGUUCGACUCCAUUUGCAACAGCCGGUGGUUCACGAAGACGAGCAUCAUUCUUUUUUUGAACAAGAUCGAUCGGUUCAAGGAGAAGUUGCCCGUGAGUCCAAUGAAGAACUACUUCCCGGAUUAUGAGGGUGGCCAGGACUACGGCGCGGCAUGUGAUUACAUUCUCAACCGCUUCGUAUCGCUGAACCAACAUCCGACCAAGCAGAUCUACACGCAUUUCACCUGUGCAACGGACACGAUGCAGAUACGCUUCGUGAUGGCGGCAGUGAACGACAUCAUUAUUCAGGAGAAUUUGAGGAUGUGCGGCUUGAUAUAA